CCAAUAUUAUGAUACUUUUAUAUUUUAUUUACGGUAUUUAUUUUAGUUAUGACAUAAGAUUAUUUAACUAGUUUCUGACAUUGUUUACAACACUUAUAGUGGAAUGACUCAAAGACUGUAAUACAAUGGAAUGUUUCUCCGUUGAUUUCAUGACACACAGAACUUCACCUUUCAAGCCACUUCAUCGCUCCCAGAACCGUUUUUUCAGACUCAACAAAACGCGUUAUGAAAAAAAGGUUUGGACCUUCUGAUUUUCCGUUAAACAACAAACAUGGCGUCCUCCGCUGAUGUCCAUGUCCGAAUAUAUGGCCAAGAAAUUAUUAAAUACGAUUUAGAGAUCAAAGCUAUUAUUCAGGACAUCAGAGAAUGUUCUGGGCCGCAGACAGUGCUGAUGGAUCUGAAUGCCACAGUGAAGGAAAAGUUCAGUCAGUUAAGACAGAGAAUUCAGGUGAGGACAUGGAGCAGAUGGCUAAAGAGCAAGACAGAGAGACCGACAAGCAAGCUAUCUUGAGUGAAACUGAAGGCCAUCGUAAGCAGAUGUUAAGUAACCAGAUGGCAUGGAGGAAGGCCAAUCUGGCCUGUAAGCUGGCCAUCGAUAACCUGGAGAAAGAUGAACUGCUUCAGGGAGGCAACUCUGUGAGACAGAGGAAAGCCACUAAAGAGAGUCUGGUGCAGACUUCCAGUGACAUCACAGGGAGUCUGAUGGGCAUCAGUCGAAUGAUGGCACAGCAGGUGCAGCAGAGUGAAGAGACCAUCGGCACUCUAGCUACAUCUUCAAGGACUGUGCAAGAGACAAAUGAAGAGUUUAAGUCCAUGACGGGCACCAUCCAUUUGGGAAGAAAGCUCAUCCUGAAAUAUAAUCGGCGCGAACUGACCGACAAACUGCUGAUCUUUUUAGCUCUCGCUCUGUUUCUGGCAACAGUGCUCUACAUCCUGAAAAAGAGACUCUUCCCCUUCAUUUAAUGGAAAAGGGAACUCAGCCUCCCUCUGCCUGCUGUUUAAAAUCAUUCUGUGAAUGUUUCAACCUAAUUUGACCCUACAAUUAUCACGGUAGACCUGGCAUGAACUUUAAAAUGACUUGGAGAUGAAGAAUUCCUUGCCAGGGAGGAAGACGCACAUUUGUGCACUGAUGCUAGUGAGGUUCAGUUAAUAACAGGAUGCAAAUAUCAACCGAGACAAUGAGAUUUUGAACAGGUCUUGUACUAGAUUGCAAUGUUGGACCAAAGUUGCUGAACAAAUUAUAUCCAUUACCUACAAAAUAUAUUGAAGUACUCAGUCCAUAUUAACUGGCUUAAAAAUUGUCUAGGGCAAUAAGGCAGGACAUUAAAGAGCUAUUAUAAAAUUUUCAGGUCUUAGAACUUAGAAUAAGAUUUUCAAGAGGAAAUAAAUGCAGACACUUCAUUGUUAUUUUUCAUUAUUAGUCUUACUGAUUACAUUUCCAUUUCAGUUGCAUAUUUUACCCUUUGUGCAAUUGUAAUAAACUUUUUUCUUUGGGAAAAUGUAGGAUGUUUGAUCUCAGGUUAAUUCUGUAAUAUUCCAGACCCUGAUGGGUAACCUCUGAAUAAACUUUAGAUAAACCUCAGAAAAACUUUUCUGCAAGAUGUCCAUGCCUUAUGAACUUAACAAAGAUGCUGCCGCUUCUUAUAAAAGUUGUUUAAAGACUUGAUGUUCUGUAUAGAACAUAUUAUAAUACAUACAUAUUAUAGAUAUAAAUGUUAGUUUUUUUCUGAACUACUGUGUCAGGUUUUCAAUAUUAAAUAUUUAUGAAAGGGUGACUCACACAAAAUGUAUUAAGAACAUGUCCAGGUCAUGUUUCAGCUGAACAAAUAAAUAAAAUAAUUAUAAAUGUUUUGCAAAAAGACAAGAAGCUUGGGACUAGAAAGAAUCAAAUUUCCAUGACUCUAUGUAAUAAUUGUGUGUAUAUAUAUAUAUAAAUUGUUAAUUGUUUAUACAUCAUAAUGGUAGUAUUUGUUGUACUUGUAUUAAAAAUGCACAAUUGUAUGAAUUUAAUCUACAGUAUUACAGAGAUAAGAAUCACCAUUGAGAAUAAUGGUAAUUGCAAAAAAAAAAAAAAAACCCUCAGAAGUCAAAUGCCUGGACGCAUUAUGGUAAUGACAGUUGGGUGGCAAAGUGUGCUUUAUUGCAAUUAAAAUAAAACCUAAAAGGCUUAAUCAUUA
Messenger RNA from Myxocyprinus asiaticus (Chinese sucker), 2177 nucleotides. RefSeq names its product vesicle transport protein SEC20-like. The coding region runs from base 367 to 963 and encodes 198 amino acids. The transcript has 6 exons. Gene Ontology annotation, molecular function: SNAP receptor activity. Lineage: Eukaryota; Metazoa; Chordata; Actinopteri; Cypriniformes; Catostomidae. Gene Ontology annotation, cellular component: endoplasmic reticulum; SNARE complex. The record is from RefSeq and is a predicted model, not a curated record. Gene Ontology annotation, biological process: retrograde vesicle-mediated transport, Golgi to endoplasmic reticulum.